UUGUGUGCUGAGCCGUCACCAGAACCGACGGACCCGCUCCUUCCUCGCCUGUGUCACCUGCUGAAAGAGGAGCGUGGCUAUGGCUUCAACCUGCAGAGCGAUAAGAAGAGGGGCGGGCAGAUUGUGCGCUCCGUUGACCCUGACUCACCUGCUGAAAGAGCAGGUGUCCAAUCUGGAGACAGAAUAGUGGAGGUAAAUGGAGUGAACACAAGAGGUCUGAGGCACUCAGAGGUGGUGGCGCUCAUCAAAUCAGAAAGGGAAGAGGUCCGACUCCUAGUGGUGGACCAAGAGACACACGAACUCUUCCACAGACUGGGAAUUACACCAACCAGCACACAUAUCAAAGAGGUCUAUGUGGAUGUAAGACCUGCAGAAAACCCCCGGCCAACCCCGUCCCCAACCAUUGGGCUUCCUGCUUCAGACACACCAAUCAUAAACGUCUCUGUGACAGACGCUACCAUUACAAACCUGUCUCCAAAAUCCAGGGCCAAUGGAAGCACAGCGUCCCACUCCUCUAGAAGCUCCACCACCCAAUCAGAGAUCAGCAGCUCAGAUAUGAGCUUCCAGAUUCCUGAUGAUGACGACCGACGUAUUUCAGACCCUUUCAUAGAAAGUGGCCUGCGCCUGAGUCCCACUGCUGCUGAGGCCAAACAGAAGAUCACCUCCAACCGUAACAAGAAGAGAGCGCCUCCUAUGGACUGGUGCAGGAAACAAGAGGUCUUCAGCAACUUCUGAUCCAAGAAAAUGGGGCGGAAAGGAGAAAAGGCAGAGGAAUGCAAUUUUUCUAACUAGAACCAACAGCUGCAUCGCUUCACUGGUUAUACUUAAGACUGGGAUGAGGACAUGUUUUGUGUGGAGGUCAUACAUUUCAUAAAACAAGACUUCAAAUAACAACCAUCAGGAUAUACUUUCCCUCAUUGUUUUCUGUUUCAUGAAAACAAAAAGCUGCACAUCGUCCUGGAUCUGUGACUCUGGACAGAAAAGCUAUUUCAGUGCAUGAAGAUCCUGCAGGAAAGGUGGUUAUUUCUGUGUUCUUGACAUCACGAAAAGGAUCAUCCAAAGAAGAGGAAUGAGUGUCAUCCUCACCAAAAUGCAGUUGUGGAACUGGAAUAAAUACCUGCUGUAUUUCAAACUCUUUAAGUCAAAGGCUGCUGUCUUUCUGUUGUUAAUAAUGUGCAAGUCUGAUAUAAUGUUCGGUAAAGGCAGAAAGGUCAAACAGGUGGAGAGUUUUCACCUGCCCCUAUGAAAGGCAGCAGGUAAUGCAAUUGCCUGCGUGUGUCUGUGUCAGCAAAAUAUCUCAAACCGGUAGAAAUGUCUUUUUGUAAUACUCAAAGCAAUCACACCUUAAUAAUGUUUGGAACCAACAUAAUUCAAGACGCCUGUGACAGCUAACCAACCUCAGUAAACACAAAUAUCUACAACUCAGUCAGUUUUACAGGCAUUAUAGUAAAAUUUGAUGUGGUAGCUGCGAGUCUUUUACAAUAAAUACUCAGCGCAGAGAUUGUUAAAAAAAACGUCACACAAGGUAGCAGGUGAUAUGCAUUCAUUUAAGAUAAGUUAAUUUGAUUCAUUUUUGUCUUAAACUACAGUUAAAUGUUCAUGUCUGCAGCAGUGCUCCGUUUAGUGUUUAUGAGACAUUAAGUUUGUUUUAUUUAACGAGAGAAGCUGUGGACCAAUAAGACAAUAAUGACUGACUUUAUUUGUUUUUAUUUCCUUUAAUUGUAAAGACAACUUUUCUGUUAUAAACUGUAGUUUAUUAUGAAAAAAUAAUCAUCUGUGUAUUUACUUUUUAUUUUCAAAUUAGAUACU
Molecule: messenger RNA, 1809 nt
Organism: Austrofundulus limnaeus
Lineage: Eukaryota; Metazoa; Chordata; Actinopteri; Cyprinodontiformes; Rivulidae
Product: Na(+)/H(+) exchange regulatory cofactor NHE-RF2
Biological process (GO): protein localization to plasma membrane
Cellular component (GO): apical plasma membrane
Molecular function (GO): signaling receptor binding; protein-membrane adaptor activity
Source: RefSeq, a predicted model, not a curated record